Molecule: messenger RNA, 1390 nt
Organism: Musa acuminata AAA Group (dessert banana)
Lineage: Eukaryota; Viridiplantae; Streptophyta; Magnoliopsida; Zingiberales; Musaceae
Product: serine/threonine-protein kinase ATG1t-like
Exons: 8
Coding region: 53-820 (255 amino acids)
Biological process (GO): protein autophosphorylation; peptidyl-serine phosphorylation; regulation of autophagy
Cellular component (GO): cytoplasm; phagophore assembly site; autophagosome
Molecular function (GO): ATP binding; protein serine/threonine kinase activity
Source: RefSeq, a predicted model, not a curated record
UAUACCGGUGACGGGUAUCUGCGAUCGCAUUGCAGACGAGACGGGAAGAAGGAUGAUGGCGGCGGGACUGACGAAUACUGCCAUCGCCGGCGAUUUCGAGGUGAGGGAGAGGCUCGCGUCGGUUUUGUGGCGGGCGGUGCACCGGAAAAGCGGCCGAGAGGUGGUGGUGAAGCAGGUGAACCUCUCGGGGCUCAGCCGGCAACUGAGGGACUGCCUCGACUGUGAGCUCAACUUCCUGGCCAGCGUCAGGCACCCCAAUAUCAUCCGCCUACUCGAUGUGAUCCAGGAUGAUGGAUGCAUAUUCCUUAUCUUCGAAUUCUGCCCAGGUGGAAAUUUAGCCACUUUCAUUCAACACACUGGCCAUCUCAACGAAGAUACAGUCAGAAAAUUCAUGAGACAGCUAGGAGCUGGUAUGGAGAAUAUACUGCUCUCUGCUCCCAGCUGCGAUGCAGUGCUAAAGAUAGCUGAUUUUGGCUUUGCAAGAGUUGUUCAUCCUGGUCAGCACAUUGACAUGGUUUGCGGAACAUCUUUCUACAUGGCUCCGGAAGUAAUGCAGUUCCAGAAGUAUGAUGAUAAGGUAGAUAUGUGGAGUCUUGGCGCAAUUCUUUUUGAGCUUCUGAAUGGGCAUCCACCAUAUUGUGGCCGAAACAAUGUUCAGCUUCUACAGAAUAUAAGGAAGAGUUCUUCGCUGCCAUUUUCGCAGUCCAUUCUCUCUAGCUUUCAUGCUGACUCCCUUGACCUAUGCACUAGGCUCUUGUGUGAAGAUCCAGUAAAACGCAUGUCCUUUGAUGAGUUUUAUCACCACAGAUUCUUGAGAUGAUGGGGAAGUUUGCAAACCUCACUUGAUAACAUGUUUCUGACUUGUAAAAUAAUGUUGUAGAGCCAACAGGUCAUUCUGUCUUUUGGGCUAUUAUGUCAUUCCAGUUAAUGGUUUGGAUCUUUCACUAUCUUUUAGAUCACUCAGACAAGAAUUUGAUACCAGCAGCAAUCCUGAAGACAUUGGUCACUGCACGUCUUGCUACAGGUUGCUGCUGUAUAGCCUGUGACUGGUUUUGCCGCAGAUUGCCUCACCAAUUUCAUCCCCAAAUGCUGUUAUCCACAGUGAAGAGUUUCUACUGAUGCUACUGGCUCCUACUGUGCAAUCGAUGGAGUGAAAGGAUGAACUGAGCAUGCGGAGAGUUCGUUCUUUGUUGAAUGUCUUAUACAAGAUAGGGUGAAACAUGAAUUCUAUCCUCGCCAAAAGAUGAGUUGCCUUCAGUAGUUGCUUUUAUCCUCUGGUAUAACUGGAAUGCUAUGGGUAACACUUAACUGUUACACAGGCCCCAAGGCCUGAACGCAUUGUUCUUCACUAGCUGUUUUUGAAGUUUAAAUCAUUGUAAUUUAGCUCUUA